CACACUGUGAAUUUGCUAGAUGAUAACUGAAUAAUUGAUAACGAGUAACGAUAAUGUGAUCAGUGAUCACUGUUAUUUUAUGUACAAGUAGCAGGCACUGUUACUGCUACUCAUUCAGUCACAGUGAAGUAGCAGUUAUAGUUUGUGGCAACUUCGCGAUAGUUGACAUAAUCAUUGAUAAUUAGAUUAGUAGCAAGUAGCAAAACUCAUCGACACUGGACGGUUCAUAUGGAUAUGACAUAAAUAUAAAAUAUAAACUGUCAUAGACUUAACGAUAUCACGUUAAAUUUUAAUUGAAUAUUUAUUCUCUACUGUUUAAACUUAAAAGUUCAAUAUUGUAAUUUAUAUUUUCAUUUUGUCGUUUCGUAAUAUUCGUUUUAUUUAAAACUCGUGGCCCAUUAUUAUUGUCCGUAAUUAAAAAUACUUUAAAUACCUUGCAUACUCGUGCAACAUAGGCAUAUUAAAAUGUGGAAUAUCUAAAUAGUACUGUUAUCUAAUAUUAUAUUUUAUAAAUAUUAAGAAUAAAUAUGCAGUACAUAUAAGAAUAAGUAUAAUAUGUAUUUCAAGUCGUGUUAACUUAUUUAUUUGGAUGUAACAUGUUUAAUGAAAACCGAUUUCAAACUUAUAUGAAUGCCUAUUUGUUAUUCCAUUACAAUAACAUAUAAUACCUACCUAGUACUUGCACAAUGUCUCAAAACGAAGUGACGUUUGUAGAGGAAGAAAAUUUCAAGUCAUUAGUAUGCCGAAGACUGGUUGAAUGUGGUUGGAUGGAUGAGGUGACCAUGUUAUGCAAAGAAAAGUUAAAGGAUCGUUUAUCUAAAGGGCAAACAGUUCAAUCUAUAACUGAAGAUGAUUUAUUCAAUGAUGUUGCCCCAGAUGCUAGAAGAAUGUUACCAGAUACAAUCAAAAGAGAAUUAAAAGUAAAAGUACAAAAUAAAUUACUACAAACAGCUGGAUAUUUUGAUGAAACGGAUAGUGAAUCUUAACAUACAAAUCUUGCCCUAUUUGUACUUUUAGAAAAAUAACAAUUUCAUUUUUAUUAAAAUAAUUAAAUAUCUUAAAAUGAAAUAAAUCAUAUUUGUUAUGAA
Messenger RNA from Acyrthosiphon pisum (pea aphid), 1088 nucleotides. Its product is annotated as enhancer of yellow 2. Gene Ontology annotation, biological process: positive regulation of DNA-templated transcription; mRNA export from nucleus. Gene Ontology annotation, cellular component: SAGA complex; nuclear pore. NCBI's taxonomy places the organism in Eukaryota, Metazoa, Arthropoda, Insecta, Hemiptera, Aphididae. The transcript has 3 exons. The coding region runs from base 687 to 986 and encodes 99 amino acids. Gene Ontology annotation, molecular function: transcription coactivator activity. The record is from RefSeq and is a predicted model, not a curated record.